AUGGCAGAAGCCACUCUGAAAUUCCACUCCAGCGUGGGUCGAGCAUCUUCAUUGCAACGUUAUCAUCGUUGUUUCGUCGCAGGCGAUCGCAUCGAGGGCGUGCACCAGACGCUGCCGCCGUAUGUCGAGCCCAGCUACCUGCUGCACUACAACCUCAACGAGGACGGUCGCCUCGCUGCGAAGAAGAUCGUCUGCGCGAUCGGCUUCCUGUGUCCCGACAUCACGUUCGGUCCGAAGAUCUACCCGAUGGUCUGCAUGUUCCUGCACUACAUGAGCGAGGAGACGGCCUACGCGUGCAUGAUGACCUUGCUGAAGGCGAAGCAUGGUCGCCGAAUCACACAAACCAAGAUGGCGUAUGAGUCAGCUAAGAUGACUCUCAUUACCAUGCUCAAGAAGAAUGCGACUAGCACGUACAAGCAAUUACUUAGGAUAUGCAAGAAUAAUCCGGAUACACUAAGCAAUGGGCUUGAUGGCUGGCUGUGGUGGAUGUUCAAGGACUUGCCAUUUUCUUACAUGGUGCGAAUAAUGGACGUGUAUUUGUGUGAAGGCACAAAGAUCUUAUACCGAGUAGCGAUGGCGAUUUGCAUUUUAUACAUCAAGAGCCGGCGAAUGUCGGGAACGUUCGAGGACAGCUCUGGCAACCUCUUGGCAACUGCAAUAACGCAGUUUUGCAACAACUUCACGCUGCCCGUUGACAAACUACUCAAAACGUCGUUCGGCAUCCGCGGCCUGCGACGCAAGGACCUCAACAAGAUGCUGCUGCGCAACGAGAUGCUGAUGCGCAGCAAGCAGCACAUCGGAGCGAUGCGCAGCGGCGCGAUCGCCAUGCAGCGACGAUCCUCGCUCGAUCUUAACAUGAAGGUGUCGCCGUCGUACGACCGCCUCGAGGUGAACAAGGCCGGCCAUCUGACGGGACAGCUUCAUCUCAUUUGGCACUGGAUGCCGCCACGCAUCACCAUCUACGAACCCGAGUUGAUCUUCACCACAGAGGAGCACGGCACGAGUAUCACGACCUUCUUCGACAAGGUUGCAGGCCAAGAGCCCACGAUGAUCCUCAUCAAGACAACGACAAAUGAGAUAUUUGGAGCGUACUGCUCCACGGACUGGGAAGACAGGCGGCGACACGAAGCAAGCACAUACUUCGGUACUGGAGAGAGCUUCCUCUUUAGUGUGUGGCCGGUCGCAAAGCGGUACUCGUGGGUGGGGCUCACGACCGGAGAAAUGACCAACCUUACCAGCAUGUUUUUGGCUGCCAAUCAUUCCAUGAUCACAGUAGGCGGAGGCCGAGGAUACGGCCUGUACUUUGAGCAGACGUUAGACCGUGGAAGAACAGAGGCGUGUGAUACGUUUGGCAAUCCAGCACUAUGCGAAAAAAAGGACUUUGUAUGUAAAGUACUGGAAGUGUACAAGUUUGCGUAAGUUCUUCCAACGAACCACACUCCAACAAGCACCGCCGUGCGGAGUACAUCACUAACUGCUAGCAAGUUCUACCACUGUGCAGCGUACUUCACUAAGUGCUAGCAGAAUGCACCGCUGUGCCAAGUACAUCACAAAGUGCUGGCAAGACCCACCACUGUGCAAGCGUACUUCACUAAGUGCUGGCAAACUGCACCAUCCUGCAGAGUACAUCAGUAAUUGCUGGGAAGAUGCACAAUUGUGGAGGGAAAGCCUUAAGUAACUGAGACAAUAUCAAUCUACUGACUAGCGAAGAUUAGUCGUAACCGGGUAAACUCCAGCAUGCUUGGGGCAGGAAGUUCUUGUGAACAAUUUUUUAAUUACUCUAUGCCAAUUAUGGCUUUACAGUAAGCAAAACAGCUUGUUUUAACAUUUGAACAUGGAAUUUUAUUGAGCACGGAUAGUGCCAUUGCUUCUUCUUCUUCUUGGGUCACUACACUACACUCGGCCUAGCUACUGCAGCACACAGGACAUUACACGG
Messenger RNA from Priapulus caudatus, 1936 nucleotides. RefSeq names its product TBC1 domain family member 24-like. The coding region runs from base 1 to 1419 and encodes 472 amino acids. NCBI's taxonomy places the organism in Eukaryota, Metazoa, Priapulida, Priapulimorpha, Priapulimorphida, Priapulidae. The record is from RefSeq and is a predicted model, not a curated record. The transcript is spliced from 10 exons.